Molecule: messenger RNA, 503 nt
Organism: Hibiscus syriacus
Lineage: Eukaryota; Viridiplantae; Streptophyta; Magnoliopsida; Malvales; Malvaceae
Product: classical arabinogalactan protein 25-like
Exons: 1
Coding region: 1-438 (145 amino acids)
Source: RefSeq, a predicted model, not a curated record
AUGGCAUUCCUUCGGUUCCCCAUCAUCAUCAUGUAUUUCAUAGCCUCAUCACUUUUGCCAUCUGUAGCUUCUUAUGCUUCUGGUUCUCAGCUAAAUUCCGAUACCCCAACAAUCUCAGCUUCACCGGUAUCCAUGUCGGAUCCCCCAUUGUCCCCUUUCCUACCACUGUCACCCGAUAUUGCUCCUUUAUUGCCAUCUCCCGGUGGACUGGUGCCCACAACCGGCUCAUCCAUGCCCACCAUCCCUUCCGUCCCGAGCCCCUCAAACUCCAACGACUUAAUCCCUCUCGGCCCCGACUCUGCUUUUCCAACGUUCGGAUCACCACCGGCUUCUUUCUCGUCUCCGAGACUUUCAUUCCGGUCUUUACACUUGGCAUCAACUUUUUGGGUUCUGGUAGUUGUACCCUAUUGCUUAAUGCAGCUUGUUACGGUAUUGUAAAUUUAAUUUAUUGGUUAUGAAACUCUAGUCUUUUAAUUUCUCAUCUUCGUCUUUUUUUGUUUUGU